AAACGCCAAUGACAUGAGCGUCCGCAAAGAUUUUAAAAAUAGCAGAGACAAGGACGCGGAUCCAAUCAGAAACGAUUUGACUUCUCCAUACAGUAACGUGACUUACGAUGUGGUGAAGCGAGAUAAAUACUCGUACGAGUCGAACGAAAACGGUUCUUCCAGCAGCGAAGUCCAAACGAAAACGCUGCUGCCGCCGCCAAAUGGAAGAUUUAAAAAGUAUAACAAUCAGAGGAAACUGAAACACAAAAUUAACAACGAUGUGGAAACCACCAAACAUCUUGGUGAAUGGUCAGUGACAGUAAGCGGAACAAACAGUUACGGGCAGUUCGCCCCUGACCUUGAAAUGUGCCUCAAAUUCCCCGAGUCUCAAAAAACCUACAACUGCCCGAGCCAAUCCGAUUCGGGUUUAGGCGAAGACAACGAAAAGCCACAAUUUCCAAAAAUAAGUACAAAACAAGAUCAAUACAAAAAUUCUCAGAACGAAAACGAAGGCGUUUUUAUGCAGCAGCGUCUACCAGAGAUCGGAAGCCCUGCAAAGACAACGAAAAGGCAGCGGAGAAGCGACUCUAGCAUCCCCCCACUGUCUUCCAGAAUCGAACCAAGACAAACUAGAACCAGCACCCGACGAUACAAUCUGAGCCGGCCCAAAAUCGACUACCAUAAAGUGGAUACGCCGAGGAAUGCGAUCAGUAUAUUUGAUGACAGCCACUAUGCCGAAAUUUUGAAACGUUUUCCCGAAAUUUUGAGCAUCACUGGAAACGGGAUUAAUCAAGGAAAGAAAUGAAGCAUACGUAGUAUACUUAGAAGUUAAGCUCGUUGUUAUCGUUAUGGGUCUAUAAUGUAUUUUAUAAACAUUUUUUAAUGCUGUUGUAUAGAUCUUAUUAAAAAUAAAUAUGACCUUUAUCUCCCAG
This is a messenger RNA of Zophobas morio, 911 nucleotides long. RefSeq lists its product as uncharacterized. The transcript is spliced from 5 exons. The record is from RefSeq and is a predicted model, not a curated record. Lineage: Eukaryota; Metazoa; Arthropoda; Insecta; Coleoptera; Tenebrionidae. The coding region runs from base 14 to 784 and encodes 256 amino acids.